Messenger RNA from Monoraphidium neglectum, 939 nucleotides. Its product is annotated as putative alkB, alkylation repair. NCBI's taxonomy places the organism in Eukaryota, Viridiplantae, Chlorophyta, Chlorophyceae, Sphaeropleales, Selenastraceae. The transcript has 4 exons. The record is from RefSeq and is a predicted model, not a curated record. Bases 1 to 939 code for a protein of 312 amino acids.
AUGGUGCUGGAUCUAGAGAGGUUCCGCCUGAGGGGCGCGCCCCCAUAUGACCUGUCUGAUGUGUAUUUGGUGCCUGAUUACGUGAGCCCCCUGGAGGAGCAGUCCCUGGCCCGCCAGAUCUCCGCGUCGCAGCAGGCCUGGGUGCAGAACCACGGCGGCGUCGUGCACUCCAAGGGCUUCCUUUUGCCGGCCCCGAUGCCCUCCUGGCUGUCGCCGCUGGCCGGGCGCGUCACCGGCGACGUGGCGCCGCUGGGGGCGGCCGGGGGCGCGAACCACGUCCUCAUCAAUUCGUACCGCCCGGGGGAGGGCAUAUUGCCGCACAGCGACGGGCCCCUGUACGCCCCUGUGGUGUGCAUCCUAUCGCUGGGGUCGCCCUGCGUCAUCCGUUUCUGGGAGAAGAGAGAGGAGGGCGGCGCCGGGGGCCUGCCGCCGCGCUCGUCUGUGGCCCUGCCGCCGCGCAGCCUGCUGGUAUUCGCGGGGGAUGCGUAUGAGAAGUGUCUGCACGGCAUUGAGGAGGUCACUGAAGAGCGGCUGGACCACAGUGUAAUCAACAGGAGAAGCUGCCUAGCAGCUGCCUGCCUGCGGGCUGUUGACCCCACGGCGGCCGCGCUAAGCGGCAGCAGUGGCAUCAGUGGCGACCGGGGCAGCAGUGCAGCCGCGUUGGGGCAGCCUGCGGGCCCCUGCGGCUGCGGCGGCGGCGCGGGCUGCAGCGAUCAGGUGCGCGCGGCUGUGGCGGUGGCGGCUGAUGCAGUAGCGGCAACGCCAGCGGCGUCGGCGGAGGCGGCGGGGCUGGCAGAGGGCCUCCAGGCAGGGGCGACCGGGGGCAACGGGCAGCAAACCUCGGAGUACGUGCUGCCUCGGACUGGGGAGAGGUUUUCCUUGACUAUUCGGCGGGUGCUGAAAGUGCACCGGGGACUGCGGCUACCAGGUGCCAAGUAA